Molecule: messenger RNA, 673 nt
Organism: Cuscuta epithymum
Lineage: Eukaryota; Viridiplantae; Streptophyta; Magnoliopsida; Solanales; Convolvulaceae
Source: the annotation of a GenBank genome assembly
CCUUUCUCAAAUGCACAUUAUUUCCAGCCCAAUGAAAGCACAUCGAGUCAUUACAGUAUACAAAUGCAACACUGCAGUUGGCCUAAAAUAGACAUAUAAAACAAACUAAAUACGUAUUAUAUCUAAGAGUGGAGUGAAGUACAAUAGGCACUAGUUAACUUAACACUUCAAUGGAACAAAAAAUGUUUUAUGUUUUAACUACUUCAAUAGCCAGUAGCUUCAUCCGGUUUUAUGUUUCCUCUUUUCGUCAUCAAGCUCUCCAAAGCUUCUCUUAGUCCCUGAGCAUCGAGUUCCAGAGAAAACCCCGCCAAAGUCAUCCUCGUCGUGGAUAUGAUUGGGCGACGCCAUAGGAUUGGAUUUGAACGGCAAUUAAAAUUGAAGCUCUACCUCUGGUUUGAAGUACUUCAGCUUUUUUGCAACUGCAACCCCACCAUUAAAUGGCAAAUGGAUAGUUCUACUGAUAAGCCUCCUUACACUCCCCAGUUUAAACAAAUCCAGCCCGCCCGAGAUCCGGGUGAUUACAGGCCAUCCUUGAAGAACAUCAUCGUUGGAACUUUACAAGAACCUUCAUCGUUGGAGUCCUCGUCGAUCGCCAGGGCUGCAGUCUCGUCGUCCGUUGAGGCAUCUCGAGAUGGAGUCUCGUACCAAUGGAGUGACGGAUGUUUUUGAAUUU